Molecule: messenger RNA, 1683 nt
Organism: Ruditapes philippinarum (Manila clam)
Lineage: Eukaryota; Metazoa; Mollusca; Bivalvia; Venerida; Veneridae
Product: origin recognition complex subunit 5-like
Exons: 13
Coding region: 112-1410 (432 amino acids)
Biological process (GO): DNA replication initiation; DNA replication
Cellular component (GO): nucleus; nuclear origin of replication recognition complex
Molecular function (GO): DNA replication origin binding
Source: RefSeq, a predicted model, not a curated record
GGGAAAGGCGGUGUGUACAAAUAUAAAUAUUGGAAAGUUAGCAACAUCCACAUGAUUUCUCGAUAACUUGUCUGAUAAAAAUACGGUGUAAUUAUAGACUUGAAAUAAAACAUGGAAGCUAUACAUUGUAGGCAGAAACAGGUUGCUGUUUUAAAAGAUUUAUUUGGAAAGCCUCAUCAAAUGAGUGUACCAUCCUUGUUUAUUUAUGGCCAUACAUCAACAGGCAAGACUCUUGUUCUUAAUACACUACUGAAAACUAUGAAGCUACCUCACGUUAUUGUGAACUGUGUGGAGUGUUACAAUGAACGUUUUUUAUAUGAAUAUAUCUUGAACUACAUUGCUGGUAACUUUGAUAUGAUGGCAGCAACAGCUGACCUUAUCAAAUGUGACAAUAUGAAUGAUUUUAUACGUCAUCUCAAGCAAAUUGUGACUGGACUAAAUUCUGAAACAUUGUAUAUUGUGUUUGACAAAGCAGAGUUUCUUCGUGACAUGGAACCAAAUAUUCUGCCAACUUUUCUGAAACUGCAAGAACUGACUGACUUGAAUGUAUUUGUGAUAAUGGUAUCAGAUAUUGUUUGGGAAAAGUACAGAUUUGGUACUGGAUUUUGUGAGCCAUUUGUGAUAAACUUCCCUGAUUAUAGUAAAGAGGAGCUUGUGGAGAUUUUAUGCCUUGAUUGUCCGGAAGAGUACCCUAUUGGUUUCUACAACAUGUAUGCGAAUCUUGUCCUCAGUAUCUUCCAUUAUGCCUGUACAAAUUUGAAAGAACUUAAACAUCUGGUGCUACUCAAUUUCAAACAUUAUACACAGCCAAUAAAGAAAGGAGAAGUUUCCAUUACUGAUACAAAGAAGUUAUGGAAAAAUAUAGAGCCACAUUUAAAGAAAGCAAUGUCAACGUUAUACCUGAGGGAAGUAUCUAGUUGUCAAUGGGAAAACUACCAGUAUCAGUUAGAGACUUCAGAAAAUGCUUCAUUACAAGGUCUGUUGAACAAAUCUCAUGUAGAACUUCCAUUUUAUUCAAAGUACUUGCUGAUUGCAGCUUAUUUAGCAUCGUAUAAUCCUGCUAAGUCAGAUAGGAAAUUCUUUGCUAAGCAUUCAGGAAAAGGGAGCAGAAAAUCUCAACAAAGUAAAAAAUCAGAAAGGACCAGCAACCAUAUGUUGGGGCCGAAGCCAUUCCCUCUGGAUAGAUUAAUGGCAAUUUUCUACUCUAUAGUUGAUGCAAGAGUUACUCCAACUGCCAAUAUAUUUAUGCAGGUAACAUCAUUGGUAAGCCUUCAUUUACUUGGACAUGCUGUGGGUGAAGAUCAGAUAGAACAACCAAAAUAUAAAUGUCUCGUCUCUCUUGACUUUAUCAAGUCUAUUGCAAGGACAGUGAACUUUGAUGUGCUGCGAUACCUGUAUGAUUUUGUGUAAGAUGUAACCAGGGAUUACACCACAACUACAUGGAAUGUCUGCACUUUAUUACAAGCGUGCAAGAAAUACUAUCUACCUAUACAUAUAAGUGUGGUCUGUAAAACAAUUAUAAUUACCUGUAAUGUUUUAUUCAUGUUACUCUGAAAAGAGGUAGACAUCUCGUAUAAAUUUUGGAAAAUGAGAGACAUUUAUGGAGGUGAAGAACUGUUAAUAGUAAAAAAAUCAAAUAAAAAAAUCAUGAUUUCUUUCAAUAAAGACAAUUAAAAAAGUAAA